Messenger RNA from Botrytis cinerea B05.10, 2765 nucleotides. RefSeq lists its product as hypothetical. The record is from RefSeq and is a predicted model, not a curated record. The transcript has 8 exons. Gene Ontology annotation, molecular function: oxidoreductase activity. The coding region runs from base 566 to 2353 and encodes 595 amino acids. Lineage: Eukaryota; Fungi; Ascomycota; Leotiomycetes; Helotiales; Sclerotiniaceae.
GGUUGAGUCCAAAGUAGACUUGAUUUAAUCCAUACUUGAUGAAAGUCUUGCAUGGUAUACAUCAGUAUAUUCCUGGAAAUUUUGACUGUGCCAUACUUCAUACUUUAGCACUGAACCCUCGCAUCGCCGUUGAAAGAGGUUGGCGUUUCUGUCACAUAAUAUAUUGACGAGGCCGUCAUUUUGGAUCAUUCUCGUGCGACGAAGGCAAUCCCGAGAUUCUUGUACCAUUGGAGACUGUCUUUCUUGAACUGUCUAUCCAAUCUUUUGUCUAUUGUUGUAUUCUACGACCUUGCGUUACUCGGAGAGAGAUAUAACUCGUGGUUAUAGCAUGUCCCAAUAUCUACUGCAUUUAUGGAUAUGCACGCAAACUUUUGCGACGUCUGUAUGGUCGACGUUUAUCCUUACGACCGAGGCUGAAGUUUUGAUCUAUCUCGUACUCUGCUGUUUGCUCUGCUUGGAACUUCAUAUAUGAAUAGUUUCGUCGGCACGUACACUCUUCCUUGAGUUUAUUUCAUACUCCUUUUACUCCAAAAUUUCCACAGCAGAGCCUCAAAAAAAAACGAUUAUGAUAGUCAAAUACCCGUAUAUCCCUUGGGGAUUUCUUGCAUGCUCUAUCUUUAUUACUUAUUGCAAUGCUCAGUAUUAUCCUAUAGCUGGGGUGACAACUGGUAUCAACUCGAAUACAAAGGCUCGACCUUUUAGACAAGAUAUCAACGAUUUGCAGAAUAAUAUCGAACAAUGGUCGCUAUAUAUUCAAGCUCUUCUCGCCAUGCAAGCUGCAAACGAAUACACUGAUGGGCUUUCCUACUUUCAGCUGGCAGGUAUUCAUGGUAGACCAUAUGUUUCUUGGGAUGGUGUAAAUCAAACUAUCGGGGCUCCAGUCACCGGAUAUUGUACACAUGAUUCGGUCUUGUUCACUACCUGGCAUCGUCCCUACCUAGCACUCUUUGAGCAAGUUCUCGCCAGCUACGCCCAAAAGAUAGCAAAGACCUAUAUAUCUACACUUUAUCCCGCCUACCAAGCUGCUGCUGAUAACCUCCGCAUUCCUUUUUGGGACUGGGGUGUUAGCCCUAGCAUGCCCAGUAUCAUCAAUGUCCCCACUGUCUCUAUCGUACUUCCCUCUGGCACCACUACCUAUGUCAACAAUCCCCUCUUCCGUUAUAACUUCCAGAAUAAACCACUCAAUCAGCAACAAUUUCCUCCUGGGGACAGUGACGGUUACAUGGCACAAUACAAUUGGACGGUGAGAAAUCCGGAUUACUCAGGUGAUGGACAAAGUGAUUUCAAUGCUGCAAAUAUGAAUUUAGAAAACGCAGGGUUAGGAGAUCAAGUAUGGACAGCAAUUAUGAAAUCAAGCAACUUUAAUAGCUUUGCUACUAUGGCAGUUUCGGGAGCGAGUAUAGAAUCACCGCAUGGUGCGGUACAUGUUCUUGUCGGAGGUUCUUAUGGUCAUAUGUCCUUUUUGAGCUAUUCUGGAUUUGAUCCUAUAUUCUGGCUUCACCAUGCAAACGUCGACCGAGUUCUCUCCAUGUAUCAAGCCAUUAAUCCUUCUACAUUCAUCACGCUUUUAUCCGACUGGUAUGGCACCUACACUAUUCCACCUGGGACCAUUGAUACAGCCUCUUCUCCUCUGAAGCCCUUUGCUAUCACAAGUUCUACGUUUUUCACGUCGAAUACUUGCAGAUCGAUGUCCCAAUUUGGGUAUAGUUAUCCAGAAAUUAUGGAUUGGAAUAUGACAGCUGCAGAAAUGACAAGUUAUGUAAUAGGAAGAGUAAAUGAAUUAUACAAUUCAGAUGGUAGCAAUUCAAAGAUCAAGAAGAGGAACUUCGAGAAUCGAGAACUUUCCUCAGAAGAACAACACGAAGGAUCAAGCGCGAACAAAACACUACGAGAAUGGACCGCAGCACUUAGUGUCUCUAAAUUGGAUCUUCAAGGGCAGCGGUUUAUUAUUCGACUUUUUCUGGGUGAGAUACCAGAGGAUCCGGAGGAGUGGGGGAGAAGUGAAAGUUUAGUAGGGAGUCUAGUGAUUUUACCUCCGCCUGGUGCUGUUUCUAAUGAAGCGACGAAAGCAUUGGCCUAUGAUGAGAUUGUUAUUUUGAGGGAGCCUGCUAUUGGUAGUAAUUACAAAGCGCAUGAGGAAGACGGGGAUAGAGAAGGAACGGAAGAAUUCUUGAAAAGGAACUUGAGGUGGAGAGCACAGCUGCUUGACAAUGCACCAUUACAUCCAACUUCAUUGCCGACUCUCAAAAUUAUCAUUGGCGAUGAGGUUUUGGCUAUGCCGUACGAUAUCACCAAAAAGCCUGUCUACGGGACGAAGACACUACAUCCUGAUAUUGUUGUUGGUGGGAAUUAGAUUGAUAUGGCUUUGAUAUCAUUUAAUACCUUUUUGCUGGCCAGAAUAACGCCACUAUAAAUUUCUUAGAAAAAUUAUGCAUCCAUAGCAAAGGGAACGAAUGAAAUCGCAAGACGAUAUAAUGUGACUGGCGAUUCUUCUUACGAUGCUUCAGUCCACUUCAAAUCCAACCCACACUUCCUCCACUUCAUACAAGCAUCAAAUCCUUCGUACCGGGCGAGUCAAACUCAAUAUUUAAGACUUGCAACAAAUUGCUUUCAAACGAGUAAAAUAUAUUAAAUCCCCACUCCCGUCUUACGAUUCAGUGUUCAGAUAUGCAACAAAUUGCAAGAGUGAGAUCUAGGCUCUCGGAGCUGCCGAACGAGGGAAAAAACGAGUCAAUUCAGAUAUGCAACAAUGUCAGAUUUUGUCA